ACAGCGCGUUUGUUGUUUGCUGCGCCAUCCCAACAGCCAAGGGGACGCAAUUUUUAGCUUGUUUCAGUGUAAAUAAUACGAAUAAAACUAUUUCGCGGCACAGCGGCGGCUGUAAACAGUGAACAGACAAAGCAUUCCUGUGUGAAAGCAGUUCAAAUUAAUAUCGUAAAACAAGCUUCGGUUGGGGGUUUCCCAGGCUUCCUUGCUUUGAUGACGCUCGCCCAACUUGGCGUCUGUUGAUAUCGUUGUUGACGGUACCAGUCCAGCCCUGCAAAGGAACCACAAGCACAGCAUGAGCUCGAAAGGGAAGCGAUCGUCCAUCCUGAAGAAACAGCACUCCGUGCCCGAUUCCGUGGGGCGUAAUGAUCCGAAAGCUUCGUCAUCCGCCACCGGUUACAAAAGCCUUAGAAAAAUAGAAUUUAACCGUAAAAAAUCAGUCAAGGAAUUUAUUGUCGGUGAAGAUGUGGAUACGAUCUGGGGCAAUUCGUACGAGGUGUCCACCGAUGCCACACCUUCCAGUGGGCUCGAGGACGCUACACUAGGCAACAACAGUACCUGCCGCGACGAGCAGAACAAGGAAAACCGAUCCACAAAUCAGCUCCCCUCGGUGGACGACUCGUUGCGGGGCGGUACGAUCAACACCACCAACACGAGCUGGGACCUGUCGAUCACGCUGGCCGAUGACGAGCGGCGAAAGCUGCGCAGUGACACGUCGGCCGUAUUUUCGCAAAGCCUCAACACCACGGAGCGGCUGCUGGUGGAACCGUUCCCUGUGCCCCAGCAGCAGCCUCCCAUCACCAGCAAGGUUAAGCUAAAACUGAACGGUCUGUCGGUCGAUGAGGGUGAGGUGCAGGCGAUGGACAUUAGCCCGAUCAAGCCGGGCAUGAACCCCUCACCCACCAAAUCCCCCCGCAAGAUGAUCUACACCUUCCCAAAGCAGGCCAUGUUUGUGGAAAUUAACGACGUGCCACCGGGUGGAGCGAAACGGUCCACCGUCCAGUCGGAUGAGCAGAAAACACCGAUCCAACCAGCCUGGCGCACCGGGGGGUCAUCAUUUGGCAAGGGGGCGGACCAAACGACACUGCGCGGUACCUCGUCGUACUGCGCGUCCGAAACGUGGAACUCCCAUCCGCACGCCCUGUACCAGGGACUGCUGGGGCAAACGCGCGCGAGCGGUGAGCUGCUGGCGAACGUUAGCUCCGACGUGGACACGACGAUUGCGCUCACGAACGCCAUGACGCAGGUGCUGCAGUCCUGCUCGAACGAAUCGAUCCAGAAAGCCACCAACAUGGAGCUGGACGAGUCGACCACGACGCUGCCCUCGAACGCGCUCGCCCGUGCCCGGCCCUCGUUUUUGCCCUCCCAGCAACGCCCGGCGGAGGAAGAGGACGAGUCACCGGAAGCAGUAGUACGAACGCCACCGAACGGCAGACAGGACGGGGUGUGGGAGGAGACCAAAUCGGCCGACCUCUCUUCGCCGGUGGAAGGUCACGUGCAGCGGGCGAGCUUGUCGCUGGAAAAUAUUUCCAUCCUAGCCGAACCAAAGCAACCAGAGGAUCGAACGAAGCAGCAGGAUCGGUUAACGCAGCAACCGGAUGUGGACAAAUCUUCUUGUUCUACGGGGGAACCAAACGGCAACGGAUUAAUGAUCGAUUUUGGACUGUCCUCGUUAAGUCUGAAGCUGGGACCAAGCUCACCGGAGAUGCCGGUUGUUACCAAGCCACGGAUUUUACGCCCCACGCUACCCGCCAGCUUGCUGGAAAGCGCCACCAAGCAGAGCGAGCCUGCCAAAUCGGAUGCUGCCGAUGGGCACGAUCGUAGUCGCUCGAUAAAGCACACGCCCAGGAUGAUGUUGAGCCGCCAGAAAACGGUGGUCGAUGAGGAAGAAGCAAGUGUUGCGAUUGGAACGAAAUCACUUGUAUCUUUGGAUAUCUCAACCGCCAGCGGGCAUGCCAGCAAAUCUUCUUUUGCGCCGACCCUCUCCCGAAGGACCGUUGGCAUGGAGGAGUCACCAAAGCAAGCCUAUCGGGCAACCGUUUUCCACUCAAACGAUAUUGUUAUCGAUCGGGUGGAGGGGGUGAAAGGAGCCGACCGAGCAACGAUCGUGUGCGAUGAGAAGAUGGAGCUAACUGGCAGCAGACACACCCACGCCGGUCGUCCCACGCUCUACGACCCGCAACCGAUAGUGGAAGAACCGGCACCACCCAAGCACCCGUCGACGGUUGAGCGAAUGAAACGGGGCACUGUCCACAGUGCGGUUGUGAUCGAUGAGUCCGACUGCUCGCCCCACUCGCCGCAGACAGCGCUGGCAAACUAUCGGCGCACCGUUUACCCGCUGGACGGCAUGAAGGAGGAGGAGAACGACACGGCAAUUGUACCUCGGUCGAGCAGCAAGCUUACCCGUAAAACGAUCACGCCCAACGACGACAUGGUGCUGGACGUGUGUGCUACACCGAACGGGAGGUCGGGCGCAGACGCUUCCAUUUCGUGCAUCGUUUACGGGCGCAACGUGGACGAGCUGUCGAUACAGGCGAUCAGCAGGAGCAACGCGGUCGGUGUGCAGUUUGCACGCGCCACAACCUUCCAAUCGCAGCUGUGCGAAGAAUCGUCUUCGGUGCAGAUUGUGCGCGAGCGGCCAACGCUGAUGCAGGUGGAAAAUAUGGCGCUCGAAGAUGGGGGUGCUCGGGUCCCGCGGCAACAACGAUUGACGACGCACGUGCUGCACGCGAUGGAAGAGGAUGAUUCGGUCGAUGUUCCUCGGGAGAAGGAAAGCGAUCGUGUGCCGUCCACCAAGGCGCGGAAAAGCAACUUUAAUGCGGAAGGAAUGGAGCUUACUUUGGUGGAGGAAACGAACGAAAACGCACACCAGGAGGAGAAGGUGGAAGAACGAUUUACAACACACCACGACGCGGAGGAGGCGGUAGUAAUGGAUGAAAGUGUCGUGGAAGAGAACGUGCAACCUUACGAACGUUAUCCUCAGCCCCACGGUGAAGAAAGAAAGGCAGACACUGUUCGACAGCAGUCACGAAUUCCACGACUGACCACACACGCGCGGGAGGAUAUGGAGGGCAUAAUGCAGCGCACAGAGGAACCGGUGCGAGUGAAACCGAGACACUCCACCUACGAGCGCGAAGAUAUGGACGUUACAAAGCUCGAUUGUGAUGCCGCCAUACCCGAUCGCGAGACGAUCGUGCAAGGCUUGCAGGUGGAAGCGGAUAAAGAGUCCGUCUUAGCAACGGAAUUGAAACUCCUGCCAAAAACACGACUCUCCAUCUACGAGCAGGAAGAUAUGAACGCUACCAACAUUUGCGAAGACGACCCACCCGUUGAAUCUUCUCACACCGUGCCGCAGAGCAUCAUGGUGCCGUCCCUCGAGCCAACCGACGGCAACAGUUUUCGGAUGGAUCUAACUGACCCGGAAAGUCACGUUGAACCGGAAUUGCAUUAUAAAUUGCGACCAAGCACCUACCAGAAGGAACCGAUGGAUGUGACGCACGUGGCGGCAUGCCAAUCAAAUUUGGACAGCGAGCAGCAGCAGCAGCACCAGCAUGAUGUUACUAACUACAACACGUUUCUGGAGCGCUACGAAAUGUCGCACGACACCGGGCACGGUAGUUCGGUCGUGCCACAGCGCACCGAACACUUCCCGGAGAGUCAGUUCAAUUGUACCCGGCUGUCGAAAGCGUACGAGCAACAGGAAGAGGUGCAACCGAUGCGGUCGAGAGCGUCCAGCUACCACGCGGAAGCAAUGGAUGAAACACACAUUGGUGGGCAGGAGAAAAUGCCGAUGUCACCCGCUGCCGAAGUUAAACCGAACAACGCUCCACGGCAAUCGACGUACCACGCCGAAGCAAUGGACAGUACACAGCUGGCGCAAAGGGCGGGCGGUAAAUCGUCAUUUGGCUGGCGCAGCUCCAAUCUGCAAAGUAUCGCGAGACAGAGUGCAGCAGCAGCGAUCGAUAUGGAGGGCAUUUCCGUGCUGGAAAGUGACGAAACCGAUCCGAGACUGUCGUGUGAACCUUCCGCACGUGGUACAAUCUUCUUCAGCGCUCCAGCGGUGAUGGAGGAUGAUCGGACGAGUGCGAUGCACCAACUGCCAACGCCGCUGGAAGAGCAACCGAAAGGGCGUACGAACAACAACCGUUUUUCGAUCUAUGAUGCUGCAGCGAUGGUUGAGGAAACGGUACCGAUGAACCAUUUAAAAUUGCGGCAGGCGCAGAAACCGUCGCUGGAUGGGCAGGAACGCGGUGGAACGCAGCGCAAGAGCAACGACUGUAUGGACGAAACGAUCGUACCGGAAAACAUUCGCGUGGAACGCAAUGUAAGGUACACGCGGCAGUCGUUUGCCCGGCUGGGCGGCAGCAUCGAAUCAUUCUCGCCGUACCUGUGUCCAGCGCAACCAAUUCCGACGAGCGAGCUGUACCGUCCGUCCACUCACGCACCGGCGGAAGAAGCGAUGGAGCUAACGGCCGCGGUGGUGUCGAGGCCAAACAACCUUGUAGGGGACGGUAAGCGCAAUCGACAGACGAUCCAUCAAGCUGCCAGCAUGGAUUUGACGCUGGUCGGCAGGGAGACUCCACCCACUAUGACCAGACCGGUAGCUGCCACCGAUCGGCGAACGAUUUACCAUGCCGGAGCAAUGGAAGAAACUCCACCGCACGGUGGGAAAGGGGAAAUAGUUCCACAAACAGUUUCGACAGCAACACCGCAAGCCAAAACAGUCCCUGCGGUGGAACAAAAACAGCGCCGAAAACCACGCCAAACCAUUCUAAUUCCUCAGGAUAUGGACGUGGAGGACGAGCAGGACAGCAAGGAAGAGAAGGAAGAGAUUAAACGGAAGGAGGAACAACAACCCUCCUUCGCCCUCUCGAUGCUUCCCCGCGAAACGACCGAAGACUAUGUGCCACGGUCUGCCUCCCUGCUGCCGAGACGUGCCUUCGUUCAGCCGCCAUUCGUCGACGACUGUCCGGAGUUUGCGAAACCGAACGCCCCAGAACAGACGGACCUGUACCACCGCAAACACCUGUCGCACGUGAUGGCCAGAAAAACGGACAUUGCGAGCGCGCACGAGCUGAGCGACAUCUCCAUGUCCACCUCGGCGAUGCGACCGGAGCUGCCGUGCAUUGGCAACAUAACGGCCAUGAUGAGUAUGCGCGAAAUUACCGAACCCUUGCCGCCGGCAUCCUUCCAAGAGCACAGCAACUCGGUGUCCGUUAUCUGUCGUGCGGCAAGUCAGCAGGCGCCGGUCGUGCAGGGCAGCGAACAGGAGGACGAUGAACCUGUAGGCUUACAGACGCUCGCCUUUGUACCGACGCGACCGAACGGCGCUAGUGACGAUGAGUUUUACGAUGCCGAGGAUGAGCCGGUGGAGGAUCAGCCGGUGGAUCCACUUUCGCUGACCCGGUCCACCCGCCACCUGACGAUGAAGUUUGUCGAUGUGGAUCAGCUGGAGCAAACGAACGCAUACGACGCCGGUGGGAAGGUGUCGAUGUCUGUGCCCUCGAUCACUAGCAGCAAGCGGCUACACUCGCAGGUGCUCUGUUCGCCGAUCGUUGAACGGCGGCCGUCGCCUGCUGGUGACGAUUGCGAUCCGCUGCAGAUGACGCACGUUCGGCAAACGCUGACCACCGCCGCUAGCAAUCAAACGCCGAACGGACCGAUCAAGAAACGGGCCCGUACGUCCUGCACUGUUGCCAGUCAAAUGCUCACAGAGAAAGAGGAAGCAGCAGCACCGGAACCGGAAACGUCGGAAAUCGAGCAAGUGUACGUGAAGGAGGAGCGACAGUCGGUAGCAAUCGAUAACUGCGCCGCUCGCUCCUCCCAGACGCUCAUACACGAUCCGUCCGUGUUCGUGCUGGAGGAGGAAAACUUGCUGGACGACGAAUCGGACAUAGCGUGUGCGUCGAUGGCGGAAGAAACGCAACCGGAACCGGAAGCUUCUUCUACCGCACCACCAACGUCCGUGUCAUCGUGCCCGCGGUUGAGCAGGAUCGCGGAACUGUCGUAUUACAAAGAUUUUGCGAACCUAACGCUCGAAAAUCUGGACUCUUGGGAGGGCGGCACCGAAACGCCAACACCGCCGAACGGGGAGCAGCAGCAGCAGCAGCAGCAGCACGAGGACGAUCUCGUUGCGGAAUGUAUUUCCGUUAGUGAUGAGGAUUCGCUCAUCGUAACACCGCCGAAGGUGCCGCUUGCGGCGCGAAAAGCGCAAACGGGGAUGCUGCUGGAGCAUAUGCUGCUACCGAAUGGAGGGGGUCCGGAGGGCGAACUGCUCGAAUCGACGAUCGCGAGCGAGAUCAUGUACCAGAUACGGCAGCAGCGCCCGGUCGUGGAGCAUCCGUGCUGCGGCAUGCCGACGGAAUGCAUCUGCCCGUUGCGGCGGGAGGUGAAGCGGCGCCAGGAAGCGUCCGAUCUGGUGUGGAACCGGUGGUGCACGCAGCUGGCGGCGAUCAGGAAACGUACGGCGGCGAGUGCGGGUUCGCCGGCGGCUGAGGAUGAGGAGCGGCCGAAAUCGUUUGCGGAGCAAAUCGAGGAGCUUGACUGGCAGCUGCAGCGUGGCCAGUUCGACGAGCGGUUUCUGUUCGUGAAGGGGGGUGAUGAGCUGUGGGAGGAGGAUGUGUCGAGGAGGAGGAGCCGGACUGCGAUCCCUAGCGGCCACUACCCGGAGACGCCAAGCAUUGCGUUGUUGGCGGACAAUUUAAGAAGCUUCCUUGCCGAGCAGUUGUACGCAGUAGAUGACGGGCCACCGACUGGUGCUUCCUUGCCGGCCGUGCCCCGCAUCACGCAGCUGAUCGCGAACAAACUAGCCACCGACUGCGACACCCGCUGGACGCUGGACUGUUCGGAGGAGGAUGCCGGCGUGCUGCAGUUCCGGCACCGGACCCUGCGCAGCUUCGUCCUGUGCGUUCAGCUGCAGCCACCGCGCGGUAAAGCCGCUGCUGCCACCCUCCAAACUGCGGGCAUUCAGGAGAACUGGCGCCUCGAGCGGAUACAGGUGCGCGAAUGUCAGCAGGAGUACGUCCACUCGCCGAAGCUGCUGCUGGCGCACAUCGAGUUUAUGCGGCUGGUGGAAGAGACGACCGAGCAGACGCUUCGCUCCACCUACCGGACGGUGGGCGAUCUGAUGGGUCUGUGGCACCGGUUUAACGAGCAGCUGGAGCGUGUCUUCGAGGUCGUUAACCGGCUGCUCACGAUCAUGCGCAACAACGAUGCGGUGCUGCACUACGAUGCACAAAUGGAGCGGUUCUGUCUGAAGAAGUGCUUCCAUCGCACCGGGGACGACGGUCUAAUCGAAGCGAACGUGCUGCUGGUGCACUUCAACUGGAUUGGAUGCAUCGGUGCGCCGAGCGUUAGCUUCCGCUGGCCGAUGGCCGACCUGCCGCACAAACUGUUGCCCGCUGGUCACGCCCAGCCGCAGCACGGCGCGGCAUCCUCAUCCACCUCGUCCGGCUGGAACCUCCCGAAAGGUGUGUUCGUCGGGACGGAUCACAAGGCGGGCCUCAUGUUUCUCGAGUGUUUGCUGUGGAACGUAACGAAGCAGUACGAAUCAUAGCAGUAGCGCAAUGACGAUGGUGUAGUCCCUCUUCUUUUUUUUAAACUUCGCAAGGAUCGUCGUAGAUAGAAUCAUGUAUCGGACUGCAAUUUAGAGCGUAGAGCAAAGAGAUAUAGUGUAGUGUUUCGGUUUAAAGCGUUUUGGACGUAUAAUUUUACUAAACUAAAUUAUCCACUAUUAAGCUACAGUGUGGUCGGUCGCGUACGUGUUGUUUUCGGCCAUAUUUUAGGGUACACCAGAAUUGUCUUCUCUUGAUGGGAGUGUUUGAGAGAAGUUGUCAAAUACAAUGUUAUAACAGUGUUCGAGUGAAA
This is a messenger RNA of Anopheles arabiensis, 7863 nucleotides long. RefSeq lists its product as uncharacterized. The transcript has 5 exons. The record is from RefSeq and is a predicted model, not a curated record. The coding region runs from base 293 to 7552 and encodes 2419 amino acids. Lineage: Eukaryota; Metazoa; Arthropoda; Insecta; Diptera; Culicidae.